AUGGGAUCGGUAGUUAAAAAAAGGCUCGACAAGACUUGGAGCUUGGUGAACUUCAAUACUGAGAAGAAUGGGUCCGUUGAAUCUCAGUUAUUGGUCGACAUUCCAGACUCUGCAAACUUCGAUGAUAUUUUGUCCAAUACGAGCAGUGAUGAAUCAGACUGUCCUACGAAACCGGAUACGGCAGAUAGUACUAGUGGGGAGGGAAGCUGCGAUUUUACGCAGGCUAGUGAUUAUGGACACAGCACUUUAGUACAUGCAGAUUCUGACGGUGGUGAUAAUUUUGAGGAAAUAGAAGAUGAUGAUGUCAUCUCGCGAGGCCGGAUAAUGGUCAAUCAUUUAUUGAUGAGAAUCAAUAAUUUAUCUACUUUGCAGAUAAUUUUGUUAACAUCGUCUGCGACAGUGAUGGCAUGCUACUGUUUUCAACGGUUGUGGUUUCUGAUGGAACCUAGAGCUGGUUUGAGUAUGGAUGAUUCUUUAACGCCAUCUAUUCUUGGUUACAAUCAUGAUAAUACGUUAGUCUUCAACAAUGUUGAGAUAAUGGUGCCUUUCGAAAAGUAUGGAACUAAGAAGUUCAUUGUAGAUUUCGAGAAGAAGGUUGCAUAUCCUGUUACAGAUCCUGAAGAUUUUGUUCCGACGCAGGCGGGAAAGUUUAUUGUAUCGAAACUGUUAGGGUAUCAACUGACUCUGUUUUAUAAAUUACAUUACGAAUGGCUCCCGAUGCUUACUUAUAAAUACCAAGUCCUCAGUAAUCAUAUCAAUGAAGGCAUAUCUAUAACGAACGAGAAGUUCGAGAGCUGUGUCGUCCCUAGUUGCGUUAGACUGGCUAACAAGGCAAGAGUAGUCGCAAGUGAUGGUGUGCUAAAAAUAAAAACUAUACAUAUUCAAAGGACGUGCCAAGCGGUGGGAACUUCAUGUGAUGAGAUAGUAAAUGUAUUAAAUAACACUCUUGGAGGGCUCCAGAGUAUUUUGUCUCCUUGGGUGACGGAAGCUAACCAAUUUAUAAAAUACGGUUAUGAACGGAUGGCGUACCAGAUAAAGGUUGAGUGGAACAUUAUCGGUCGCUGGAGUAGCAAGAAAUGGUUCUUAGUAUCCAGGCAGGCGCAGAAGUAUAUUAACAUGCUUAAACAUAUUAUUGCCUAA
Molecule: messenger RNA, 1140 nt
Organism: Eremothecium cymbalariae DBVPG#7215
Lineage: Eukaryota; Fungi; Ascomycota; Saccharomycetes; Saccharomycetales; Saccharomycetaceae
Exons: 1
Coding region: 1-1140 (379 amino acids)
Source: RefSeq, a predicted model, not a curated record